Annulohypoxylon maeteangense is the source of this 1307-nucleotide messenger RNA. RefSeq lists its product as uncharacterized. Bases 71 to 1147 code for a protein of 358 amino acids. The record is from RefSeq and is a predicted model, not a curated record. The transcript is spliced from 7 exons. Lineage: Eukaryota; Fungi; Ascomycota; Sordariomycetes; Xylariales; Hypoxylaceae.
GCAACUGUCCGCAUCUAAUGCACCUUCACCUCACUGUCGGACAAAGUCAACAACAUCUAAUCCCUCUAAAAUGUUUUGGACUACUCUUCUCAGCCUUGCGGCUGUCGCUGAAGCGGCGCCCCAGUUUGGCGGCGGCGGUGGCACCACUAUGCUGCGAUUCGGAUGCCCUAACGUCGUUAUCGACCGGCUCGACCCGCUUGUUAACCCUGGUGUGGUUCCUUCUGCACACGUUCACCAGAUUGUAGGAGGAAAUGGUUUCAAUGCGUCGAUGACAACUGGCGAUGUUGCUGACACCGCUUCCUGCACGACCUGUCAAUUCAGCGAGGACUUCAGCAACUACUGGACAGCCAAUCUUUACUUCAAGGCUAAGAACGGAACCUACAAGCGUGUCCCACAACUCGGCCAUGCGUUGCAAUUCAACGAUCAAUUCAGCACCCAGACUCAAGGCGGUAUCCUAGUUUACUACGUCUCGGCUCAGCCAGGUCAAAUCACCGCAUUCAAGCCGGGUUUCCGCAUGCUCUCUGGUGACCCAAUGCUGCGAAAAGCCAACGCAAGCAUGGUGAGACAGAACUGCUACCGCUGCUACACAGGGCCCAACUACGGAGGUGAUGUCGGCGCUCCCUGCAUGGACAACAACGUUGAUUCCCAAGCUCUACCCAACAAAGCUUGUGCAGGUGGUAUUCGGUCUAACAUUCUCUUCCCGACUUGCUGGGAUGGCAAGAACCUUGACAGCCCCAACCACCAAGACCACGUCACAUACCCCACUACUGGACCGGCCAACUUCCUUAGUCUAGGAGGCUCUUGCCCGGCAAGCCACCCGAUUAGAAUCCCGCAACUGAUGUACGAGGUUGUGUGGGAUACUACUAAGUUCAACGACAAGUCUGAGUGGCCCGCUGAUGGAACUCAACCUUUCUACUUGAGCACGGGUGACAACACUGGACUGGGACAGCACGCCGAUUACGUAUUCGGGUGGAAGGGCGAUGCUCUCCAGCGUGCCAUGGACACCUCUGGCUGCUUUGGUGCACGAUGCGCCAACCUCCUCACCCAGAACAUCGCCAAUGCCAGACAAUGCGCUGUAAAGAAGGUGGUGGACGAGGACGAGGACGGAUGGCUUACUGAGCUUCCUGGUAUCGCUAUGCCAAUGUAAAAUUCGGUCUUAGUAAUAUUUUGAGAUAGAGGGAAUUCGCAUUCGGGGUUCUGAAGACUGAUUUAUUUAGCUCAGUCCAUAGCGAGAGAUAGUUUUGUUGGUUAUUGUUAAGCGAUCUACCAACCUAUUCAAUAGAAUAUCUUCGAUUUUUACUCUUUUA